Messenger RNA from Oryza brachyantha (malo sina), 968 nucleotides. RefSeq names its product germin-like protein 1-3. The record is from RefSeq and is a predicted model, not a curated record. Bases 79 to 744 code for a protein of 221 amino acids. Gene Ontology annotation, biological process: plasmodesmata-mediated intercellular transport; regulation of root development. Gene Ontology annotation, cellular component: plasmodesma; cell wall. The transcript has 2 exons. Gene Ontology annotation, molecular function: manganese ion binding. Lineage: Eukaryota; Viridiplantae; Streptophyta; Magnoliopsida; Poales; Poaceae.
CACUGCACAGCUAGCUAGCUUCACUUCUUAGCUGCAGCCUAGCUAGGUACUUGCAACCAACUGAUCAAGGUAAGUGACAUGGCCAAGCUCCUCGCCACCUUCGUCGUCGUCUUCCUGGCGCUCGCCGCCACCUCGCUCGCCGGCGACCCGGACAUGCUCCAGGACAUCUGCGUCGCCGACUACAAGUCCCUUCAGGGCCCACUGCGGCUGAAUGGGUUCCCGUGCAAGAGGCCGGAGAACGUGACGGCGAACGACUUCUUCUUCGACGGGCUGAUGAACCCGGGGAACACGGGGAACGCCGUGGGGUCGGUGGUGACGCCGGCGAACGUGGAGAAUCUGCCGGGGCUGAACACGAUGGGGGUGUCCGUGGCGAGGAUCGACUACGCGCCGUGGGGGGUGAACCCGCCGCACACCCACCCGCGCGCCACCGAGAUCAUCUUCGUCCUCGAGGGCUCCCUCGACGUCGGCUUCAUCACCACCAGCAACAAGCUCUUCGCCCGCACCGUCUGCAGGGGCGAGGUCUUCGUCUUCCCCCGCGGCCUCGUCCACUUCCAGAAGAACAACGGCAACUCGCCGGCCGCCGUCAUCUCCGCCUUCAACAGCCAGCUCCCCGGCACGCAGUCCAUCGCCGAGACGCUCUUCGGCGCCGCGCCGCCGGUGCCGUCCGACACGCUAGCCAGGGCGUUCCAGAUCGACGCCGGCAUGGUUGAGUUCAUCAAGUCCAAGUUCCCCCCCAAGUACUAGGCUGCCGGCGCCGGCGAACUAGCUCGCGCUACCAUCGUCUUCGUCCUAGGCGCCAUGCACGUACACUGCAGGGAUCGAUGGCAGCUGAGAUAGCUCUACCACGUUAAUAAUUACGUUUUGUCUAAAAAAAACGUUAAUAAUUACUAGUACCGUAAGUCAUGAUUUGCUUAGAGUAUUUGUGUGUUGAUCGAUUUGGUUUGAUCUAUUUCUAAUAUUUCCAUGCA